AUGGAGGAAGCCACCGAGUCACCAUCGUCGCCACGCGAGAAAGAGAAACAUCACGAAACAGUCACCAAUUCGACGCGCCUAUCGUUAAAAUCCGAUUCUCAAUUCAGCAAUUACCAACUCUGGAAACAAAAGUUAAGGGAUAAUUGCUUCAAAAGAGUGCGAAAAGACCGAACCCGCUUGCUCUGGAAGUGUAGGCUCUCCUCCUCUCCAUCACAAAAUCUUCAUCAGGAUCAGUUGGACAUUGAAUUCCGCGAUAUUGUAUCGGAUGAAUUUCAUAAAAUUAUCAAACACGAUAAUGACGAUGAGGAUGAUGAUCUGUUGUGGGACGAUCCAAGUCCUCAUACCACGUACCAAGGUGAUGAUUGCCAAGAGAUACUGCUUGAAAUGCAAAGGAUAUUUUAUGAAGACCUCGAAUCUCAACAAGUUGAUACUUGGGAAGAUGAAGUGGACGACUACUUGGCUCGCGCAGUUUAUGAGCAUAUGCAUUUAAAUGCAGAUGAUACAUGCAGAAAAGAGAUUUGGUGCCCCGUCUGUAAGAAUGGGGAGCUUAAAGAAACUCACAAUAUCAUAUACUGUACUCUUUGUAAACUUCAACUGACUAAAGCAGGCGAGCUUACUUUGGACUUUUUACGAGACCGGCUUGCCGAAGUCCAUAUGGAACAUCUUGACAGAGGUUGCAAAUUAAAGCCCAGAUUUUGUAUAAAGACAAAAUUUGAUUUAACUGCGAUAUACAUUAUGUGUGAAGGUUGUGAAACAUUUGAGGUUGUAAUUUAA
Molecule: messenger RNA, 774 nt
Organism: Vicia faba (fava bean)
Lineage: Eukaryota; Viridiplantae; Streptophyta; Magnoliopsida; Fabales; Fabaceae
Source: the annotation of a GenBank genome assembly